AUGUCAUCAAUUUCCGAACGUUUGCAACAAGUAUUAGAAUUUCAAAAGAAGGGAGAUAUAGCAAGUGGACAUUCAAUUCUUGUUCAAAUGACAAGAGAAGCCAGAACUGCAGAUUUUCAAAAUGAACUUUUAAAAUCUUCAGAAGAAGCACUUGAUGAUCUUUGUUUAAUGUUGGCAAACAAGGAAUUAAAUUUUAAAUUUAUUAUUGUUAAUAUUUUAGCAACAGUUGCAAGUUUAAAUCCAAAAUUAUGUCAGGAAAUUGUAAAGAGAUCGGAUACUAUUGAUGAAAUGAUUACAACUGCAAAUGAGCAUAAAACAAUGAUGCAACCUGUGAGAGAUGUUACUGGUUUUUUAAGAAAUGCUUGUUUGAAUGCUGAAAACAAAUCAACACUUGUUAGAUUUAAAUGUCAUGAAAUGGCUCUUGUUUUAAUGUCACAUUAUAAUGUUAAACAAGGUGAAUUUGUUUUGGAUAAUUGUUGUUCAAUGUUGAGUUUACUUGUUAGAAAUGAUACUGAAUUGGCAUUUCUUGUAGGAACAACUUUGGGUGGAAUUUCUUCAAUUAAAAACAUUUUAUCAGAUGAAAAUCUUCAAAAAGAAGCACAAAAUGCUCAAAAUGCUGGAACUCAACGUCUUGUAAAAUCAGCCAUUCAAUUAUUUCAAUAUUUAUGUCACUUUUCACCUGCCAAUCAUAAAACUAUGAUUCAAAGUGGUGUUCCUGCACUUUUAGCACAAUUAAUUCAAACAUUUGAUUCUACUUUUCCAGAUGCUUCACAAAGUUCAAUGAAAGUUCUUCAUAUUUUAGGACUUUCUAAUUUGAUUGGAACACAAGGUGGAAAUCCAUUUUUGAAAGAAGAUACAAUUGGAGGUACAAUUCAAGAUUUGAAAUCAAAUACUCCUGCCAAACAAAAGAAGGCAUGUGAAAUGUUAUGGGAAGCAACUGAAGUUGAAGAAAAUAUUGCAGCAUUUGUUAAAUCUGAAAUUCCAGAUAUUCUAAUUUCAUUAAUGGAAAGUGAAUAUUUACAAAUUUUAGAACCAGCAACUGGUGCACUUUCUAAUCUUGUUAGAGAUCCAGGUGUUCUUGUUAAAUUGGCUUCAAGAAAAGUUCUCUCCACUCUCAUUUCAUUUAUCAAACAAGAGGAGAGUGUUAAAUUAGUUCUCCAUGCAGUUGCUAUUUGUGUUUAUAUUGGUAAUUCGAGUACAUUAUUGGAAAGAUUGAGUGAAAUUAAUUUUGCUUCAAUUUGUUCUCAAGUUUUUGAUCGUUUCUUCCAAAUGUUGGAUAUUAAGGAGGUUGGACAAGUUGAAAUUCAAAUCUUGAUGGCUCUCUUGAAACUCUUCUCCAAUUUUGCAAGAACAAAGAAUUCUGCCAUUGAACUGAAAGAAACAGGUGUUGUAGAUGCCUUAUUAGGAGUUAUUAUGAAGGAAGCCACACGUCAAAAUUAUGAAAUUAGAAAGAAUGCAUGUGAAACAUUGUACAAUUUAUAUAAGGUUGAUGAAAUUAGAGAUUACAUUGAUGCCAUUGAUGGAGCUAUGGGUUACAUGACAGAUAUGAUUGAAUUAAUUGACUUGUCUAAUUGUGAUAGAAUUCUCAACAUGAAGAAUAAUGGUGCUUCAGAAGAUGAAAUUAGACAAGCUCUCGAUGAAGAUAAUAAUUCAUUCGCAGAUGAUGUUAACUUUGAUAAUAAUCAAAUGUUCAAACUUGCAAGCUUUGAUGAUGAUUCUGAUGAUGAUGAUACCAAUUCUGAGGAUGACUAUGAUGAUGAAGAGGAUGAUGAUUCUGAUGAGGAAGAUCAAGAAACCAAAGUUGGAACUGCCACUGCAGGUGGUGAUGAUGAUUUGGAGGCAUCUGAAUUGGAACCAGAAGAAUUGGAUGGUGAAUUGGAGCCAGAAGAGUUGGAGCCAGGAGAAUUGGAACCAGAAGAGUUGGAGCCAGAGGAUGAUGAUCUCGAACCUCAAGAAUUGGAACCAGAAACUGACUCUGAUGAUGAAUUACAAGCUUCAGUUCUCGAUGAAGAAUUGGAAUUACAAGCUGAAUUGGAAAAACUCAAAGAAAAGGAAGAAGAGGAAGACAGAAGAAAGUACGAAGCAGAGAGAAAGAAAAACGAAGAAAAGGAAAAACUCAAAGCAGAAAGAAGACUUCAAAGAAAACUCAAAAGAGUUGAAGAACUCAAAGAAAAGCAAAAGGAAGAUGAAGAAGAAGAAAAGAAGAAGGAAAAGAGAUUAAUCAAGAGAAAGGCCAUCUCUAAGGAAUUGCUUAGUACUGAGGACAGUUACGUUGGUGCUCUCGAUGCUACCAGAAAAUUCUACAUGGAACGAAUUGUCACUGCUCCAAAGCAAAUUAUUCCAAAAGACAAAUUUAAUGUUAUUUUCAAAGAUAUUGAUUUGAUUUAUAAGGUCAAUUAUGCAUUCCUUCAAAAACUUAAAGCACUCUUUGAAAAUGAAGAUGAAUUAAUGCAAAAUAUGGAAUAUCGUAUUGGUGAAUUAGUUUUAUCAUAUGCUCCUUCAUUCAAGACCUAUUGUUCAUUUGUUAAUAAUUAUGAUAGAGCUGAAGCAAUGAUGUUUUCAUGUAUUAAGCAGUACAAACCAUUUGCUGAUUUCUUAGAUCAAGUUUCAAAUGAAUUACUUGAUUUGGGAUAUCGUCAAACUGACUUGGGUUCAUUCUUAAUUCAACCUGUUCAAAGAUUGCCACGUUACAAUCUUCUUUUAACUGAUUUAAUGAAGAAUAGUGAUAAUACCAAUUCAACAGGUUAUAAAAUUUUAAAGAGAGCUCUUGGUGAAGUUCAAAAUAUUACAGGUUUCGUCAAUGAAGCCAAGAGAGGUGUUGAAUUUAUGGCCAUGGCUUCAAAAUUAUUGGAAAAGUUACAAAUUACACUUCCAGAAAAUUCAGAAAGAAAAUGGAUCCACACUGAAAAGAAAGUUCGUGGUUACAUUUAUGAGAAGAGAAGAGUUGAGGCAACUAAGAAUAAGGCACCUUAUCAAAUGUCAUUUCACAUCUUAUCUGAUUAUGCAAUUUUAAAGAAGAAGGGUGCAAUGAAGGGUAAGAAGGUUUACAUCUUUAGUUUGAAACAUGCAAGAAUUAGAAGAAAGGCAGCAGAUUUAGAUAAGGAUGGUUUAUCAAUGACUUUGGAAGAUGAAGAACAAUCAAGAACAACUCCACCAGCCAUUGAAGUUGAAAUGAAAUUCAUAUCCAAAGAUAUGAGAGAGGAAAUGUUAACAAAAUUGGAAAAUAUUCACUUGGACUUGAUGAGUCAAAAAUAUUCGGAGGAGAAUAUUCUCCAAAGCUUUUUACCCUUCCUUGAUAGUCAUAAUUAUUGUUAUUGUUCCUUCAUGUUUUCAACAUUUCAACAAAUAUUGAGACAAAAACUUAUUCAAUCAUCAGUUAUUAGAGAAUUUUCAUUACCAAAUGAAAAUGCUGUAAAAUUGGAACCAUUCUUUCUUUAUGUUUAUUUUCAAAUGUUUGCUUUUGAAAAGUACUUGUCACCAAAACAUGUUAAUACUGAAACUGGAUUUAAAGAUAAUCAAUUGGAUAUUUAUUUAAUUUUUAGAACUUGUCUUGAUGAUUUACUGAAAUUAGUUUCUGAUAAUGAUAGUGUUCUCAAUUCUACACAAGUUAAUCAUAUGUCUGUAUUUUUAUGUGAGGAAAAGGAUUUUAAAUCAAUGAAUUUAUCAAAAGCUUUUCCUUUUUGGUGUAAAAGUCCAUCACUUUCUCACAAACAAAUAUUUAAAUCAUCAUUUUCUUCUUUAGAAAAGAAGAAACAAAAAAUAAUUGAUGAGAGAAUGUUAGAUCCAGAACUUUCUCUCAUGGUACGUCAUGAUAGUGAAAUGAUUGAUGAUGAUUCCAGAUUUAAUUUUGAAGAGGAAGAUAUUGCUCAUGUCAAUGCUCCAGAAUAUGUAGAGUUGGGAGUUAUUAGGAAUUACAUUUUGGAUAAUUUGGAUAGAAGUAAUUUUCCUCAUCAUAUUACAAUUCGUAAUAUUACUUCAAAUUAUGUUUUCUAUAAUCAUGAAUCAUCAAAUAUGGAUACAUUCUUUGAAAUUUCAAAUGUGGGCGAACAUUCAUACAUUUGCAUUCUCCAAAAUCAUUUACAAACCAUUUGUGUAAAAAAUUGUAAAGAUUGUACAUUAGUUUUUGGAGUUAUUCGAGGAAUGCUUCAUGUAUCAAAUUGUUCAAAUGUUAAUAUUAUUUGCCUAACCAAUGCUAUCAAAAUAUCCUACUGUACAGAUUGCCAAUUUUAUUUAUGUUGUAAUAAUAGACCCCUUGUAUUCACAUCAAAUAGGAAUAUUCAAUUCGCUCCCUAUAAUACUACCUAUACAGAAUUAACGAGACAACUUUCACUUCACGAUUGUAAUAUUGAUCCAACCCUUAAUUAUUUUUCACAGCCCUUUGUGGUUGACUUGGAUGCACUUCAUCAAUUACCACAUGGUUCCCAUCAACAUGCUUCACCUUCAUCUAAUUUAAUGCAAACUGAUUCACUUUCAAUCAGUACAACACCUCCACCUUCACCACCAAGUUUUGGAACACCUAAAAGUUUUGAAAAAUCUCCAUCAUCACCUCAUGGAUCAUCAAAUUCUCAUUCCUUUAACAUGUCUCCCUCACACAUGAAAUCUAAAAAUCCAACCUCUCCCAGGGGAAGUGAUAAUCAUCAUCGUCCUCAUCACCCAACAGUGGCAACAACCACUUCAUGUUUUUCAAUUAUGGAACCAUCUCAUUUCCAUCUUCACUUUAUUCCAUUUGAGAAUUAUAAUGCCAAAAGUUCAGGAAAGAGUAAAAAUCCAGGUACCAAUGGAAGUGGAGUUUUAACCAUUGCAGAAAUAUUAACAAAAAUUCCAAGUCCACUCCCAAAAGAAUAUCAAACAGAAAUUCAGAAUCGAACGAAAACUAUUGCUAAUUUAUUUGAUCACAUUAAACAAAAUUCCAAUCAGAUAGCUAACAAGUUAAUGAUAACACAUGGACUUGACUCUACCCUAAACUUACAACAGCAAGCUCAGUUUCAGAAUCAACAACAUCAAUUAAUUCAAAACAAAAUGAUGGAUUAUAUGAAUAGAAAGUUCAGAGAAUGGCUCGUUCAAAGUGGUUUUGAUAAGGAAUAUAAAGUUUUUCUACCUCCAUCUGGUCAGAGAAAUGCAGCUAGAAAGAGAAGUAAUAGUGGAUCAAAUAAGUAAACCCGCUCUCAAUGUUUUCAAUGCA
Messenger RNA from Naegleria gruberi, 5182 nucleotides. Its product is annotated as RhoGEF domain-containing protein. Gene Ontology annotation, biological process: intracellular signal transduction. The record is from RefSeq and is a predicted model, not a curated record. The transcript has 7 exons. Gene Ontology annotation, molecular function: protein binding; guanyl-nucleotide exchange factor activity. Bases 1 to 5157 code for a protein of 1718 amino acids. Lineage: Eukaryota; Heterolobosea; Eutetramitea; Acrasida; Naegleriidae.